GCCAGUCAGCCAAUCAGACAUCUUUGUUUGCUAACGAUCCAGCCAGUGACGGUCACUUCGAUAUGGCGUUUCGUGAGUUCGAGGUGAAUAACGCGUUUCGCACAAACGGGUGUGCAAGCUGUUUGCGAGUUUUGUUUUUCUCGACCACUGUGGGAUGAUUUAACGGACGUUUUUAUUAUUCGUGCUUAUCAAGUUGGAUUAAUACAGAACGGGAGAGACUUCUCCUGUAUCGGUUUCGUUCUGAACCUGAAACGCAAAUGUUUGCCGCAGUUUAAAGUUGCGCUGUCCAGGGUCCUGGAGUCCCUCCAGAGCUCCAGGGAACCCCAAAGUGACGACGUGUGGACGGACUCUUACGUUUAGUGACACAUAACUAUGGAGACGGCAUGUGACUUCCUGGCUGUAGGGGAUCAAGUCUGCCUUGGAUAACCCCACGAAAUCCUAUUUCUGAGCUCACCUGCUUGCAGCUAAAACCCUCUGUGACUCAGUUUUGUGAUGGGAAGCGAUCUGAGGAAGCUUGAGGACAGCGGGACCGAUGGGGUGUGAGACUCGUUCACCUGGAGCUGACUGGCUGGGGGAGUGUGUGUGUGUGAAAGGAGAACCAUCCAGCCCCCAUGGCUUCCUCGUCAGAUCCGUCCCGCAGGGAAAAGGGUCCAGCGACACAAGGUUCGCACACGGCAACACGCAACCUCUUACGAAAGAAGGAACAGCGUCGCCGUGGAAUCCGAUCCUCCUCGCCCAUGGGUCGGGUCAUCCUCAUCAACUCUCCUGUAGAUGGUGGAGAUGACAGUGAAGACCUCCACACAGUCACAGUGGAUAAGAGUGUGGACGGGAAGCUCGGCUUCAGCGUGCGUGGUGGCUCGGAGCACGGCCUCAGCAUUUUCGUCAGUAAGGUGGAGGACGACAGCACGGCGCAGGAGGCGGGCCUGCAGGUCGGAGAUAAGCUGGUGGAGGUGAACGGCGUCAGCCUGGAGAGCAUUACCAUGAGCAGCGCCGUGAAGGUGCUGACGGGCAACAACAGGCUAAGGAUGGUGGUGAGGCGAGUGGGGAAAGUUCCCGGCAUCCGCUACUCGAAGGAGAAGACUACCUGGGUGGACCUGGUCCAUAGGCGGAUGGUGGUGGAGGAAAGCGGGCGGACACCUUCAGAAGCCAGUUCUGACAGCGCUCUGCAGAGGAUCGUCCACCUUUACACCACCUCUGACGACUACUGUCUCGGCUUUAACAUACGAGGGGGGAAGGAGUUUGGUCUCGGCAUCUAUGUCUCCAAAUUGGAUCCAGGCGGUUUGGCCGAGCAGAACGGGAUUAAGAUUGGAGACCAGAUUCUGGCUGCCAAUGGAGUGAGCUUUCAGGACAUCAGCCACAGCAGCGCUGUGGAGGUGCUGAAGAGCCACACACACAUCAUGCUCACUAUUAAGGAAGCAGGGAGGUACCCUGCUUAUAAAGAAAUGGUGGCAGAAUAUAGGUGGUUGAAUAAAUUGGCCAAUGAUACUCAGCCAUCUUCCUCCCAGGCUUCAGACUCCAACUCUUCAACCUCCUCUCUGUCAUCUGGGACCCCGGUCAGCUCCCUGAGCGGCCUGUCGCAAGUCAUGUUUCCGCCCAGCCUGCCGUUCGGUUCAGACAUGGUGGACGUUUGCAUCUCCACUGAGGACUUGAGGUCUGAGUCUGAACUAACAGAUUCCGCCAUGCAGACAGACUUUUCCUCUCAGAGAAUGGAAACGGACACCACCCGCAGCCUGGGACCAACCAUGCUGCUCAGAGACACGGCGAUCCGUGGAGAGGAGAGCAGGAGGUGGAAGGAAUCUCCCAAAACAGCCGUGCUGCUGGCGCUCAGCAGACCGAGUCGACCAAUCAGCAGGUCGCAGAGCCAGGUCACUGUAGCAGAGAUCAAUCAGAAGAAARACAAGAAGAAGCAGAAAGAGAAGCAAGCAGAGGAGAAAAGCACUCUGCAGCGCUCAAAGACCUUUGUUAACCUGCUGUUCAAAGGAGGGCGCAAGAGAGACGCCUCCGGUGGGCGCUCCAAAUCACCAUUCAGAGAAAGCAAAGAGGGACGAAGUGUCAGUGUGAUGCCAAACUCAGAGAUGCUUGGCGUGGUGGAGGACAUGGCCCGAAGGCUGCUGACGGAGGAGGAGGUGUCUGCUGUGAUGACGGCAUGCCAAAUGUAUACAACAGAGAGGUCAGUGGAGAACUUGAUACGCCACCUGCUGGUUGUGCUGGACCGACCUGAAAAGCUGCUGCUUCUGAGGGAAGUCAGGCUUGUGCUUUCGCCAUCCGAUCUGAGUGUUUUCAACAACAUGGUGACCGCUGUUGAAGCUGAAGCCUACGACCUCCUCAAAUAUCGGUCAGUCAGAACUCCUCCUCUCCGCUCCCCCAUUUGUGGUCGAGCCCCCAAACGGCGCCUCAUCACACCCAUCCCAGAUUAUAGGGGUGGCUUUGAGCUCCACAGUGCUGAGGAGGUGGAAAAAGAGAGCCACCUGCUGGAGGAACUGGAGAAGCUCAGCCUGACUGGCUCWCAGGGAUCCAGGGGGAGAACGAAGACCUCGAGUUCUUUCUCAGCUCUUCUGGACAUACCUGUGGAUGGAUAUAAGCCAGAGUCCAGAAGCAUCAGAUCCCGCUCUGCUGGUCCCUUGCUCCCCAACUGGCUGCUGGCCCACAGCAGUGACUCCCCGCCUCCUCUACGUACAGACAUUGGCACCGUUCGCUCCGUCCACUUUGACGAGGCUUCUCUGCGCUCACCUUCAGAUAUGGUGGAGACAAACUCUGAGAGGGGAAGGACUUUUUUCAGGAACAGCCACUCUCAGGGCAGGAGGGAGAGAAGUGCAGAAAGGAGUAAGAACGGUGCGUUCACCGUGCAGAGUGCGAACCGCAGGAGUCGACCCUUGCUGUCGCAGGUGUUCGGUACGAGUCAGGAGCGACAGAUGAAUGGUCAUCGGRCUUCCUCGGAGAACAGGCUCAAAGGUACCGAGCCUGAACAGRRGCAUCGACUGAAGACGGUCAGCAUCUCCAAGACCAAACAGUCUCUGGGUAAAUAACUUUUAAAUUAUAUCCAUGCACUGAAAUACACUUGAAAAGGACUUUUGCAUGAAUUAUUGCAUUAACACAACAUAGCAUGCAG
Molecule: messenger RNA, 3109 nt
Organism: Poecilia reticulata (guppy)
Lineage: Eukaryota; Metazoa; Chordata; Actinopteri; Cyprinodontiformes; Poeciliidae
Source: RefSeq, a predicted model, not a curated record